UGUAGAAGCGUCGGAAUCCGAAGCAUUGACCACACAGUGCAGCAAGUUUUAGCUUUGUCCCAACAUAGAUCGAAUGCUAGGAGGAAAAGGUUAUAAAUCUAAACUCUUUCAGCGUACCGCAUUAAAAGUAGAAAGUAAAACACUUGCUCUUGAAUCGCAUAGAAUUUGUUUACAAUUCAACUUGACGAACAGAUAAAAACAGGGGCACCAAGCCAACUGUCAAGACAGUGAGGUGCAGGAGCAAACAAUUCGCCUCUUGUAGUUUAUCCACAGACGAGCGGUGGCACAUCAACGGAACGCUCGAGUUUAGUUUUGUGGCAGACUUGCGUACAUACAGUGGCCUGGAAAUCGGAACAGGAAAACAAAAGCGACUAGCAUUAAGCACCGUUCUAUCCGGUGAGCCUGCUCCGGAAUUCUAUUUUCCUACUCCUUGCGGAGUGUACAAACGGUUUGAGGGGUGUUUCCCUUUGCAUGCUGUUCUACAUUACCUUUGCCAGUGAAAAGGCUAAAAAAAAGUAAAGUAUACGCGUUUGCGCUUCCAAUUUGGUAGCUCGCUUUGGAAAUUUGCCUCUAGUGUAAGUGUAAGUGUGUGGGUGUGCGUGUUUCAUGGUUUUUCGCCUUUUUCCGAUAGGAAAAUUGUGUUUGUUUUGAUCAGUAUCACCGUCAAGUGCAAAGGCGAACAUGUAAAAUUCUACUUGCGCGCGUGUGUGUGCGGGUUUGUAACGAUCGAUGGUGUGUAGUGGCUUGAAUGUGGUGUACGCGUUCAGUUAAAGAAUAGAAUUAGCAGCACCUACUCUUUUUUUUGCUGCUGGAUCAAAACGAAAGGGCGUUCCGACGUUCCGCUUUUUUUUUGUUGGUGUUGGCACCCUCAUACCCCAAGUGUGUAGUGUGCGAUUGUGCUUUCAACCACAAAUCCUGCUGAUUGUUUUCCGCCACCUACACGAGAAAGGCUUCUUUCGAACGUUGCCACACCGAGAUGAAGAUGCAUUCUGUGCAUGCAGAAGCAUAAUGCAUUGCUUCGUUACCUUACAUAAUGCAGUUAAAUCGCAUCAGUAUGUCAUGAAAAGCAUAUUCUCGACAUUGUGCAGCUUCUGAUAAAAAAAAAAAAAAACAAACAAACAAGUGCUUAAGCGGUGGUUGAAGGGCUAACAGGCAGCAGCAAAUCUAGUGGCUGCGGUGGCGCGCGUGGCUUGUAACAGCAGCUUGUGUAAAGAGGCUUUAUCGAAACACGGAACCACAUUUGGGAUGAUCAUGAAAAUAGCAACAACACUGCAAGGCGAUGGCGUUGGUAUCGUUACCGAUGACACUGCGCUCAUUGGAGACAUCGAAACCUGCUGUCAACUGGUACGUCGCUGUUGCUCCCCAAGGAGGAAAAGUUCGCAAUUUUGUUGCUAGUGCGUGAAUCUGUGCUUGUGCCGACAUAGUAUUGGAGCAGAGGCGUGCAUUGAAACACAUCUAAUAAUCGUAUCUAAUCCUUCCUGAACGGUGUAUAGUGCAAAAAAUCAACCUUUCUUGAGUAAAAGUGUGGUGAAAAAUGUUGGUAACUUCCAAAUUGAUCUAGUGUGAAUGUGUCUAACCCCAUAAUAUUGGGUGUAGUGUACACAGUGUUGUGCAUUAGCUAAACAAAAAAAAAAAACGCGUACAUGUUGGCUGUCGUCGUGGAAUGCUAACUACAGCAUCAUUGUAACCCACGUCCAAAUAUCAGAUGUUCAACUGAUUCUAAGCUGGGUAACGAAGUGCAAUUUCAGAAUUGGGGAUUACGGUAUUAUAUAGUUAUUUGUGUACUGUUGUCAUUCGUAAAAAAUUGGUGUUAAAAAUCAGCAAAUCAGCAAACCGGCCCCAGUUGCAGCUAUAAUAGCAUCUGGACUUGAAUGUAGAGAAACAGGAAGUUAUAUUGUUAAAUGCAUCGGUAUAGUACACCAUUGGCAAAUAACGGAUGCCGCAGCAAACGGAAUACCACACCACAAAGGUGGUCGAAAUAUAUAUAACACGUUUUCGCUAGUGUGCAUGUGUGUUUGUAACGACCAGUGAGGACGAUACUAGCCCCUACCAUGCAGCGUACCUUUGGCGGCCUUUCGGCGGCCAAUCGAGCGGGUGUUUACGAUGGCAAAAUAGCGGGUUUGUACGAUCUGGAGGAAACGCUCGGUUCGGGCCAUUUUGCAGUGGUAAAGCUUGCUCGUCACGUGUUUACCGGCGAGAAGGUAGCGGUAAAGGUAAUUGAAAAGACGAAACUGGACGACAUCUCGCGUGCCCAUCUGUUCCAGGAAGUGAGAUGCAUGAAACUGGUCCAACAUCCAAAUGUGGUACGACUGUACGAGGUUAUAGAUACGCAGACGAAGCUGUACCUAAUACUAGAGCUGGGGGAUGGCGGCGAUCUGUACGAUUACAUUAUGCGCCAUGAGAAGGGCCUGUCGGAGAACGUUGCGCGCGAAUACUUCCGACAGAUUGUGCGAGCCAUCUCCUACUGUCAUCAGUUGCAUGUGGUGCACAGAGAUCUGAAACCGGAGAAUGUGGUGUUCUUUGAAAAGCUGGGCGUUGUCAAGCUGACCGAUUUUGGGUUUAGUAAUAAGUUCUGUCCGGGCCAGAAACUGGAGACCUCCUGUGGAAGUUUAGCGUACUCGGCACCGGAAAUCUUACUGGGCGAUUCGUAUGACGCACCGGCAGUUGAUGUGUGGUCACUGGGUGUGAUACUGUUCAUGCUGGUUUGCGGUCAUCCACCGUUCCAAGAAGCGAACGAUUCGGAAACGCUAACAAUGAUCAUGGAUUGCAAGUACACAAUGCCUGCUCACGUGUCGGACGGUUGCCGGAAUCUCAUCAGUAAGAUGCUUGUGCGCGAGCCGGAGAAACGAGCAACGCUGCAACAGAUCGCCGUAGACGAAUGGCUGAUGGAGGGUAGCUGUGAGGAAACGCCGGAAAAUUUACCCUUGGUCAGUCGGGAGCAAGUGAGCGAGGAGGAUCAUACGUUGAUCAUUCAGAAAAUGAUCAACGGCAAAAUUGCUACCAAAGAGGAAAUUUUAGAGGCUUUAGAUCGUAACGAGUACAAUCACAUAACGGCGACAUACUUUUUGCUGGCGGAGCGAAAACUUCGCGCACACCGGCAGGAGGAAGCGCAGAAACGGAAACCGGAGCUGACGUUGCCGGUUUCGAACGCAGCGCGGUUGCUUCAAAAUUAUAAGAAAAAUGAAGCAAACGACGAUGAGGAUUCACAUGAUGGACUAUUAUCAACGCGGUUGGGCAUGCAUCUGAGCGUUCCCAGGACACCGGGCACAGAAACGGGGCAGACUGGCCGAAGUCGAAAGUGCAGCAUCGUGCAGGAAGAGGAAGACGACGAGGAUGACGUUCAUUGUGCUGGCCAUGAGGAACUGUCGACGCCUCUGAACAGGAGAGGUUCGCGUUCGGAAGGACGCAUUAACGUAACGGUGCAGGAUCGAAUAGCGGAAUCGGAGCGGCUGAAGCUGGAGGCGAAAAAAUAUCAACAGUCGGAGCAACAGCAGCACGGUCGACUUAGCGUCGGUGACGUACACGAGAAACCGUCACACACGGUUGGGGCCGAUCAAGUGGAUUGUGGUGUUGGUGGUGAUCAUCAGCGUGGUUCGGUAUUGCCAAAUCCACACAUUUCGCCUCUUCUCGGUGGAAUCGGCAAUGUUACGCUAGUGACGAGUGAAAACAGUAGCACGAAGGAUCGGCUAGGGAUAGCCGGUGGUGGAUUGCAUCGGAAACCUAUGCCCGAGUUGAAGCGACAUGUCGGUGGGAGUAUCGAUUCGAAGAAGUCGUCCAUACUGAAACCAACGUUGGUAAAAAUUACGGACGGUGUUGGCGUUAGAUCGGGAUCGUUUGAUCAAUGCAUGCGGGGUAUUGCUAGCGGUGGGGUAGGAGAGCUAGUAACGACGAAGAUAAUUACUGACAGCUCGACGAUAACGAUACCGAUUCCAACGCUCAAUAUCGUUACCUCUUCCACGAUACCAAAGUAUAAGACGAUGCCGUCACCAACGAGGUCCAACGCGAUCCUUACCUCGACGACGAACUGCCUGAACGAAAUCUUCGAAGAGGGCACGGACGUUGGCAGCUCGGACAGUACGAGUACGACACCGCGACCCGUCAUACGCAGCCAGUUUGUGGCGGCCCGCCAACAGAGCCAACCGACGGGGAAUGGAAAUAGUGCCGGUGUGGGUGCGACCGGUUCGGGAAACAAUGUGCACCGGCGAAGCAAAUUCAACAAAUCACGCACAGCAUCCUGUAGUAGCUCCGAUGCGUCAGACGAUGAUUCGGAGAAUCGGAAGAAGCGGGCACACAAAAUUGUGGACGCUACCAUAAAGCCACUGUCACAGCGCAGGGAUUCGCAUGACGAUUCGAGCGAUUCACAGGAUCAAGGCAGCAAUGUGGCGGGUGGUGGUGCGGGGAAACCGCAAAUAAAAGGUAUAUCUGGUGCCACCAAUGGUAGCACUAGCAAUGGUGGAACCGGUGGUGGCAGCGGUAGCCGUGGUGGUACCGGAACACAGACAUCAUCGACGGAAGACAAGCACGGGACAAACAGUCGACAGAAAACAUCACAACAGGUCGAUUUCCGGCGGCACCGUGGCCGAAGACGGCCAGUCGAAACGCGAUUACGCGAAAGUCAGUCACUCAAUCGUAUUACGGAGGUGCAAGAAUCGGAGGUGGGCGGUGGACAUUCCGUUACGCAGCAGCUAGCUAGCAGUACGGUAGUUGGGACACCUUUGGUAACAAUGGUUACGUCCAAUGGUGCCGUUUCGAAGCCGGCGGAUCCCUUGACGAAUGGAGGAUGUAACGACCAAGCAGAGGGUAUAUGUGAUAUUUCGUCUUCAGAUCGAACAUGUGAAGCAGAACCUGAGACGGUGGUGAAUAGGGAAGCCAGUACACCGAGCAGUACGAAAAAGGCACAGUGUACAAAGGCAGCAUCGCCACGACAGCAACACCAUCAUCAUGGAUCGUCCAAACCGAAAGGAUUGAGUGCGAGAAUAUUUCACACGUUCAAGAAGCAACCGGCAGUGGUCACUACGCCAACUCCCACCGGUGCGGCUAGUGCAAUGGUGGAUCCACCCUCUACCGGAUCCGGUGAUGAUAUUGAAAUUGUGGUGGAGUUGGCUAAAGCUCUAAAUAAUGCGACGGCCGAGGGUGGUGGAAAGACUGGCAACACGAAAAAGAUAAAAAUUCUUGGGCGCUAUUUUCAGGUGCAUAAGAAAAUUUAUGUUCCACUGUCCGGUUUGUUCCAGCGCGGUCGCCUCUACAAAGCACAGUCUUGUGGUUCGAUCGUUCGGGACAAAGUGAACGUAAACCCGAACGGUCCGGGAGGAGGAUCGCAUGCAAAUACAACCGGCCGCCAUUCGACGAUAUUUAACGAAAAGAAUCGUAUUAUUAAGAAUUGUCUCAGUAACACCGGUGAACCAGGUGCCCGACAUCUUGGCAGUGACGGUGACAUAAAUCACAACGGUGGUUCCCAUCAUCAUCAUCAUCAUCAUCAUCACAGUAGCAGUAGUUUUCUGGCCUCUCUCUCCACUAGCGCACCGUCAGCUGAGGUUAUUGUUCGUGGUGCGUCACCGGUCGAAAUGGUGUCGAACGGUCGGUCCAGUAUCGUCGAUCAUGCGGCAACGGUUCUCAGUGCUACCACCGUCACAACAUCGCCUGUCCCAAUCAAAACGGCGUAGUAGGUUGAAUGUUAGCCGUAGGUGGUAACGCUUAAUUCUAAACCCGCACAGCUAUUAAGCCAAAGAGAGAUUGUUCCAGGAGGUUGUGCACAAAUCGGUCCACCAGUUAUUAUUGGUCCGGUAUGACAAUUAAUGCUACUGGCAUGCAAUGUUAACAUUGCUUAAAAAAUGUUUAAUCAAACUCUUUUACUUAAUUGUUCCUUCUCGAUUCAAAACAUUUACAAUACACAUUUAAAACCGUCUAGUUACUACAGUGGAUAGUGGAUCAGAUUCUAAUAGACGUGAAACAGUCAGUUUAUUUUAAUGAAAUUAACUUGAAAAGUGCAAUAAUUCAACGUUAUGAAUGACAUUAAAAGCAACUAAUUUAUCUA
This is a messenger RNA of Anopheles funestus (African malaria mosquito), 6034 nucleotides long. It is a transcript of the gene Snrk, whose product is annotated as serine/threonine-protein kinase par-1. Bases 2052 to 5663 code for a protein of 1203 amino acids. The record is from RefSeq and is a predicted model, not a curated record. The transcript is spliced from 11 exons. Gene Ontology annotation, biological process: intracellular signal transduction; microtubule cytoskeleton organization; protein phosphorylation. Gene Ontology annotation, cellular component: cytoplasm. NCBI's taxonomy places the organism in Eukaryota, Metazoa, Arthropoda, Insecta, Diptera, Culicidae. Gene Ontology annotation, molecular function: ATP binding; tau-protein kinase activity; protein serine/threonine kinase activity.